CAGGCCAAACCGCCCAGAGGCGUCAUCCCUCUCGCACUAAUCUCUCUUCCUCCUCAUUUCCUCCCCCUUUUACCUGCGAAACCAAACCACCACCAGUCCACCACCCCACCUCCCCCUUUCCCUUCUCCUCCAAGCAAAGCCGCCCGUCCCGCCGGCCGGGCAAAAACCCUAGCCCCGCGAUGUCCGGCUCCGGCGUCCCCUCGGGCCGCGGUUCCGGCGGCGGAGGCGGCUCCCGCAGCUUCGACUUCGGCGCCGACGACGUGCUCUGCUCCUACGACGACUUCGCUGCCACAUCCGAGCCCAAGCGCCCCGAUCCGGCCGACAAGGAUUUUCAUGACAGCAGAUUGGGGAGACCGUUUGUGAAAGCUUACGAACAAGAAAGUUAUGGAAAGGAGGAUGUACUUUCUGCUGUUGAGAAAUGCAUGAAAAAGUAUGCUGAUAAUUUGCUACGAUCUCUUGAGGGAAUCACUAGUCGGCUUUCGCAACUGGAGAUCUAUUGCUAUAAGCUUGAGAGAUCCAUAGGUGAACUUCGAAGCGAUGUGCUUCGUGAUGAGACUGAUCAUAGAUUGAAGUCUCUUGAGAAGCAUCUACAUGAAGUGCACAGGUCUGUCCAAAUUCUUAGGGACAAACAGGAGUUAGCUGAAGCUCAGAAGGAACUGGCCAAAUUCCAACUUACACAAGAUACAUCUAAAAAGAAGGAAGAUGUACCAACACCAUCUAUUCCUGAGCCAAAGAAGCUUGAAGAAAAGCCUGAUACAUCAGGCCAGCAAUUGGCCCUUGUUUUGCCUCAUCAGGUGAACCCGCCAUCACUUGCACCUAGAGCCUCUGAAUCAAUUCAACAGUACAAGGAUCAACCUGUGCAGCAAGCAGCACCUGUCCCUCGUGUGUCUCAGCAGGACCGCUAUGUUCUUAGCCAAGCCAUCGUCUACUACCCACAGCGCCAGGACACACAGGGGCAGCAAUUGCAACCAGAGUUGCAGUACUUGCCAGCAAGACCCCCAGCUCAAGAUGUUCCGGUUCAUGCUUCAUCCCAAUCGCCUCAGGCCGGAAAUCAAACACAGCCGCAGUCUUACCCUCCUUAUCAGCAGCAGUGGCACCAGCAAUCCUCCCAGCCAACCCCUGCACCAGUGGCUCAGCCACAGCAGACUCUUUCGCAGCCAUUUCCUCCAUCUGCGCAGCAGCCCCAACUGUCUAAUGUGCAGCAUUUUCCUCCGCAACCAGUGCAGCAGCCCCAAUCUAGCUCUCAACAAUACCCUCCGCCAGCAGUGCAACCACAGCAAUCUAAUCCACAGCUUCCUCAACAGGCAAUGCAACCACAGCACCACCCUGUGCAAACUCAGAUAAGACCUCAAACCCCACCAAAUUACCCUCAUUAUCCACCCCAGCAGCCCGUGAACCCCACCCCUGAAGCUCUGCCUGGCAAUGUGGCUAUGCAAGGACAAUACAACACUGCUGCUCCAUCAGGUGUGAACCGUUCUGAAGCACCAUAUUCAUAUGGAGGACCUGGCUUCCCACCUUCUCAGCCACCGCCGCAGCACAGCAUGCAAAGGCACCAGCUACCACCUUCAAGUCAGGGCUCCUAUGGGCCACCUCCAAGCAAAGGGUCCUAUGCCGGUGGUCCUGCACAAUACGCGCCACAGGGCAAUCCACAAGGCUACGGUGCAGGUUACGGCUACCCGCCAAGCGGCCCUCCAGCAGUCCAGCCACCACAGAUGCCCCCAGGUGCUGGCAUGAACCAUCCGGGGUCGCAUAUGAUGCGUGGCCAUCCCUAUGGAGAAAUGAUUGAGAAGGCAAUCGCCAUGGGAUAUCCUAGGGACCAGGUGCUGAACGUGACCCAGAGGAUGACUGAGAGCGGCCAGCCGAUGGAUUUCAACACCCUGCUCGACAGGCUGAACGAAGCUGGGUCCGGAGCACCCCCUCGAGCGUGGUGAAUUUGGUCCAGGUUUGGGCGUCGUUCUCGGUGGUGUGCUAUGACUUAUGACCGUUAUCACGCAGCUAAAUAAAUAAGAUUUGAGCUGAUGCCGUGUACUGCUUGUCUGUACGAUGUACAUAUAUAAUUUGUGAGUUUCAUGUAAUUGCUGCGGCACGUGUACUGCGAACGUAUCAUUCCAGUUGGACUACUCAGAUCUAUACUGAAGCAAAAUUAUUGAAAGGAA
Panicum hallii is the source of this 2156-nucleotide messenger RNA. RefSeq names its product basic salivary proline-rich protein 1. The transcript is spliced from 3 exons. Bases 180 to 1931 code for a protein of 583 amino acids. The record is from RefSeq and is a predicted model, not a curated record. Lineage: Eukaryota; Viridiplantae; Streptophyta; Magnoliopsida; Poales; Poaceae.